Molecule: messenger RNA, 684 nt
Organism: Protopolystoma xenopodis
Lineage: Eukaryota; Metazoa; Platyhelminthes; Monogenea; Polystomatidea; Polystomatidae
Source: the annotation of a GenBank genome assembly
AUGCGAUCCUACCCUCUAGCCUACUCAAAUUUGGCGUCCCAAUCUGUUUCCGGGUCUCCUCACGUCGUUUCUGAUGCCGGAGUGGGCCAAGCACGCAAACCGCCCCUUUCCCAUUCUUCGGCCAGUCGACUGGCGAAAAGACAUGACUCUUCUAUGCUUGUGCAAAACUCAAAUGGCUUGUCCUAUGAACCAUUCACGCCAGCCUCUGUCAACUCAGAGACGAUGUCUUCCACGUUUGCUGCCUCGGCCAGUUUCAUCACAGCGUCUGCCGUCUCUGGUGCGACUGGACUCAGUCGAGCCUCCAUUUCCUCCACUGUCCCGGCGCAGACUGCUCAAAUCAGCCGUCUGCCGCUCAGCACCAGAAUUGUGGCCAGUCGUACGAUCAUGACUCCCACCAACCCGGUCACUGAGUCUCUCACUCAUGCGGUAGACGAGGCCGCUUCUUCUGUGACCUUUAGAGGCAGCAAGCUGCAGCAGAGACCUCAAACUCCGCCAAAAGACUACCCGAAGGUAAGUGUUUUUUUACAUUUUUGCAUUUUAAAUAUGAAACUCGAGAGAUGCUGUUUUUCGAAGAGUUCUAUCCGAGCCCGGAGAACGGCAAGGCCUUCCGACGAAUACAUGUACCACGUCGACGGUGGUGCGCCGGAAGUUAUCAUGCCUUCUCUGACAUACAACCACGGAUAA